Messenger RNA from Ascoidea rubescens DSM 1968, 1116 nucleotides. It is a transcript of the gene HEM12, whose product is annotated as uroporphyrinogen decarboxylase HEM12. Gene Ontology annotation, biological process: heme biosynthetic process. Gene Ontology annotation, cellular component: cytosol. NCBI's taxonomy places the organism in Eukaryota, Fungi, Ascomycota, Saccharomycetes, Ascoideales, Ascoideaceae. The record is from RefSeq and is a predicted model, not a curated record. Gene Ontology annotation, molecular function: uroporphyrinogen decarboxylase activity. Bases 1 to 1116 code for a protein of 371 amino acids. The transcript has a single exon.
AUGUCAGACCUCAGCACCUUGAACUUGGAUUACAGAUUUCCUCCCUUGAAACACGACCUUCUCCUCAGAGCUGCUCAGGGAGAGCCUGUCGAACGUCCCCCAGUGUGGAUCAUGCGCCAGGCUGGAAGAUAUCUCCCAGAGUACCACCAGGUCAAGGGCAACAGGAACUUCUUCGAGUGCUGCAGAGAUGCUGAGAUCGCCUCCACCAUCACUAUUCAACCUGUCAACCACUACGAGGGCCUUAUUGAUGCUGCUAUCAUCUUUAGUGACAUCUUGGUGGUGCCGCAGGCCAUGGGCAUGAACGUGGUCAUGAUCGACGGCAAAGGCCCCCAUUUCACUGAUCCCUUGAGAAAGCCAGAGGACUUGCAAAAGCUCACCAAGAAUGUCGACUUGAUCCACUCCCUUGGCUGGGCCUUCAAGUCCAUCAACUUGACCAGACACAAGCUCAAUGGCAGAGUCCCUUUGUUAGGCUUUUCUGGUGGCCCCUGGACUCUUUUGGUUUACAUGAUAGAAGGUGGCGGCUCAAGGCUUUUCAGAUUCGCCAAAGAGUGGAUCUACAAAUACCCCAAAGAGUCCCACCAGCUACUAUCCAGAAUCACUGACAUCUUGAUUGAAUUUCUCGCUCUCCAGGUCAAAGCUGGCGCUCAGAUGUUGCAGGUCUUUGAAUCCUGGGCUGGUGAACUAGGUCCACACGAAUUCAACGAAUUCUCCUUACCUUACUUGAAGAGAAUCACCCAGGAAUUGCCCUCUCAUUUGCAAAAACUUGGAAUCAACCCUGCUGAUAUACCAGUCACCAUUUUUGCUAAGAACAGUUGGUACGCUCUCAACGAUUUGUGCAGCCUUGGUUUCAAUUGCGUCUCCUUGGACUGGUCCUGGGACCCCCUAGAAGCUGUUAAACUCAACAACAAUAGAGUUACUCUACAAGGCAACAUCGAUCCAGGUGUUAUUUAUGGAACAGACGAAAUCAUCUCCAAAAAAGUCGAAGCAAUGAUCAAAGGUUUUGGUGGUGGUAAAAAAAACUACAUCAUCAAUUUUGGCCAUGGAACUCAUCCUUUUAUGGAUCCUGAAAAGAUUCGUUUUUUUCUUCAAGAAUGCCACAGAAUAGGUAGUUUAUAA